Panicum virgatum (switchgrass) is the source of this 1438-nucleotide messenger RNA. RefSeq lists its product as uncharacterized. Gene Ontology annotation, molecular function: nucleic acid binding; zinc ion binding. Bases 33 to 1409 code for a protein of 458 amino acids. The transcript has a single exon. Lineage: Eukaryota; Viridiplantae; Streptophyta; Magnoliopsida; Poales; Poaceae. The record is from RefSeq and is a predicted model, not a curated record.
CCACGCCCCAAUUCCAACAGCAAGGAGCUGCAAUGCCCAAAUCCUCAUCUCAUGGAGCAAAUAGAUCUAUUCCAACUUCCUCCAAACAAUUGGAUGCGAAAGGUAAAGCUGUGAGUUCAAAUCAUCCCACUUCUACUGCAGCCACCCAACACAAGACAAGCAAGAUUGAGUGUUUUAAGUGUGGUGGUCAUGGGCAUAAACAAGCUGAAUGUCCCAAUCGUCGUACUAUUAUUGCACUUGCUGAUGGUUCUUAUGAUUCACAAAGUGAAGAGGAGGAUGAGUUUUCCAAUGUAUUUGCAGAUCUUAAUCUUGACACUUGUGAGUAUUCAGCAGAGGAUGGUACAGUUGAGCUAGGUCUGAAUUGCUUAGCCAUUCAACCUAUUCCAACUUUUGCUCACAAUGACAUGUUACAAAAUGUUAUUUCUCCAUCUUCUGAUGAGAUUACUAGUGCUGAUUUUGAUGAGUUGCUUGCUGAUUUUCCUGAUUUGGAGCCUUCUACAAUGAAUACACCAUCUCCUUCUUUGGUGGUUAGGAGAGUUCUUUCCACUCAGUUUGUUGCUGCUGAACAAGGACAACGCCAUAAUUUGUUUCAGGUCCGAUGCAAAGUGAAAGGCCAAGUGUGCCAUUUCAUCAUAGAUGGUGGGAGCUGCAAUAAUAUUGUUGGUGCUUUGCUUGUUGAGAAGCUUGGUUUGCAGCCACGUCGCCAUCCACAUCCAUACCAUAUGCAACGGUUGAAUAAUUCCGGCACAGUUAAGGUUUCAGCCAUGAUUCGUUUGUCAUUUUCCAUUGGUGAUUAUCAUGGAGAGGUUGAUUGUGAUAUUGUCCCCAUGCAAGCAUGCCAUUUGCUGCUUGGUCGGCCCUGGCAAUUUGAUGUGGACUCAGUGCAUUUUGGACGGUCUAACAAAUACACUUUCAUUCACAAUGACAAGAAGGUGGCUCUUGUUCCAUUAUCUCCAGAGGAGAUACAUACUUCAGAUAUGGCUCGCAAGAAAAGAGAGGAAUCAGACAAAAGAAAAUUGAGUGAGAUCCCCAACCCAAGUAAGGGAGAGAGUUCUAACCCAUCCAGCCACAUAAAGCCUCAUUCCAAUCCUAAACAGCCACGCCACACUGAGUGUCUUUUUGUGAGCAAGAGUGAUUUGAGAGAAGUGAGAAACACCAUAGCACCAUUCUUUGUGCUCUUGCACAAGGAGGUCCUACUUUCAACUAAUGAUUUACCUUGCUCGUUGCCCAGUCUUCUUCUUGAUUUGUUACAGGACUACGAGGAUGUUUUCCUGAUGAGGUACCAGCUGGACUUCCCCCACUUCGCGGCAUUGAGCAUCAAAUUGACUUGGUCCCUGGUGCUUCUCUUCCCAACCAUCCAGCAUACCGCACAAAUCCCGAAGAAACAAAGGAAAUUCAGCGACAGGUAAAAGAGCUUUUGGACAAAGGGUAUGUUCGU